This is a messenger RNA of Histoplasma mississippiense, 528 nucleotides long. RefSeq lists its product with no specific name. Bases 1 to 528 code for a protein of 175 amino acids. NCBI's taxonomy places the organism in Eukaryota, Fungi, Ascomycota, Eurotiomycetes, Onygenales, Ajellomycetaceae. The record is from RefSeq and is a predicted model, not a curated record. The transcript is spliced from 2 exons.
AUGCUUGCUCUGGUGGCGGUGCAGGAAAGCCAAUUCCUCAGAAAAGAGUUAAAAGGGCAGCUAAUAACCACCAAACUCUCUCAAACAAAGACGCGCAUGGAACGAACAUCCAGUCGGAGGAGGAUACGCAAACCUCGCGAUGAACUCCAAGAUCCUCCAAGAGCUUCGUCAGAGCUAUCUCGAGUGGAUACGACGAGUGACAGAACGACCUUGUCAAGGAGCUGCUUGGCAUCUGUCAUCAUCUUCCUAAUUUUGCUGGUAAGUUUCUUGGGUGUCCCAAAGUCUCCGAACAUUGCGCACGAAAACCAGGCUGUGGAGCAGUCGCUUCACUCCGAUAUUGGUCAGAAACUGCAUCCCGAAACACAUAUUUAUCGGCCGGUGACGACAAUCCGCCUUAACUGGACGGUAACUGCAGCUUAUCUCCGUCCAGAUGGUGUGCUGAAACGCAUCUAUGUGAUCAAUGGUGUGUCUGCUGUGCUAUCCUUGCUCGGAUCUGGGACCAUGCCACUGGCGCGGGUGUUCGAUUGA